Messenger RNA from Lotus japonicus, 1335 nucleotides. RefSeq lists its product as uncharacterized. Lineage: Eukaryota; Viridiplantae; Streptophyta; Magnoliopsida; Fabales; Fabaceae. The record is from RefSeq and is a predicted model, not a curated record. Bases 151 to 939 code for a protein of 262 amino acids. The transcript has 2 exons.
AUCACAUAUAGAGAGACCCUUUUCGGAAAAUUAGGCGUGGAGGCAGUGAUAGCUGGAUCGAGAAUCUCGUGAAACACAGCAAUAGCAUAUCACUUGUCUUCCCUUCAGCUCACAACCCCAAUUGAAUUGAAUUGAAUUCAGAAUCACUCGAUGACUCAAUCGAUGUCGCACAACCCACUCGAAUCUUCAUCACGCCACCACUCCAUCGACUCCUGCUUGUUGCACCUCCGCACCUGGAGACCCUUCCACCCCACAACCACCACCGCCGAUCACACACCUUACAGCAAACGCCCUUGCCUCUCCGAUCGCACCACCACCUCCUUCUCCCUCGACCUCUCCAAACUCACCCUCGCCGACGACAACAUCCGGAGCUACAACACCCCCGCCAAACACCGCCUCAUCGCGCGAAAGAGGCGCCGACGCGGCUCCAGAUCUGUCUCCGGCCGCAGCAGCGAUCGCAGCGGUACGCGCCGCUGCUGCUCCGUUGGUGCCUCCGCUGCUCACGGGACUUGCUCUGAUUUUCCGGUGGCGAUGGGGACGGACUCCAGCGGGGAGCUUUUUGGGAACGGGGAUGCGAAUUGGUCGUCGGAUGUGAGCGAGGCUAAGAACUCUGUGAGGGAAGUGGAGAAGGAGAAGGAGAAUGUGGGUGGUGUUGUUGGGUUUGGGGUGAGUGGGUGUUCUGAUGCUAAUGGCAAUAAUGGGAAUGAGUCUGGGUAUGGGAGUGAACCUGGGUAUCGUGGGGAUGCUGAGUUUGGAUAUGGAGGGGAUGAGUUUGAUGAAGAAGAAGAUGAUCCCAGAUUGUUGUUUUGGGGUGACCAGCUUGGAGCUGCAGAUUCUAAAAUGGAGAUGGUUGGGGAGAACACCUUGCUAGAUCAAAAAUCACAUCAUAGAUGUCGACGUAGGAAGCAUGAUUGUAGAAUGUUUGAUGCAUUGAGGUGACAGUCGCUGAAGUUUGUGACUGUGAUCAUGACAAGAUUGUAUCUUUCCUUCUUCAACAAGGAACUGGAGUUGCUUCUUUUGUGCAUGAAUCCCUGACAAAGUGGUUUUAGAGCAUCCAUGUGAUGCUUCUUACCGGCAUCCUGACCCAUUUGCCGAAUCUAUAUUCUUUGUAUUUUAGCAUGUAUCAUAUCAUAUAGGUUUGGGGAUCAUUCAGCUUCUGAAAAUUUUGGUCCAAAUAUUGAAGUGAUCUAAGGAUAAUGACGUGUGAUUGUUACAAGGACGUAAAACUAUUACGCUUUGUAUAUUAGUUUGAGAUGUUGUGCCCCAUUUAAUCUCAGUCAUACAAAUUUCUUAGAACACAGUUACAAAAAUCUCUAGUAAAUAGACCUUUCAUUA